Scylla paramamosain (green mud crab) is the source of this 6209-nucleotide messenger RNA. RefSeq names its product protein O-linked-mannose beta-1,2-N-acetylglucosaminyltransferase 1-like. Gene Ontology annotation, cellular component: Golgi membrane. The transcript is spliced from 21 exons. Gene Ontology annotation, biological process: protein O-linked glycosylation via N-acetylgalactosamine. The record is from RefSeq and is a predicted model, not a curated record. The coding region runs from base 3108 to 5186 and encodes 692 amino acids. Lineage: Eukaryota; Metazoa; Arthropoda; Malacostraca; Decapoda; Portunidae. Gene Ontology annotation, molecular function: beta-1,3-galactosyl-O-glycosyl-glycoprotein beta-1,3-N-acetylglucosaminyltransferase activity.
AUGCCUUCCAUAACGUGUAAAGUAAGAAGUUAGCCUGUGUUAAAAAGUGGUGAUCCCUGCAGAUUACCAAGGCAUCCAGUCUCCCAGCAAGUGCCAAGAGGCAUUCAUUCAAUGCUCCGCUGACACCAAUUUGCCCAAAGUUCACACAGCAAGAAGCCAAGGACCCACCGAGGCUGUCACUUGGAAGAGGUCAUUGUUGUUGCAUCCAGCAUCCCAGCCUGACUGCCUAGACAGGUCCCGCAGGUUGCUGAAUGGCAGAGGUGCAGGCUGCUCCACAGCAAGAUGUGAGACCAGUGUGGCAGAGUAUGAUGUGUACACAAAUGAGGGACACACUGUAGCCAACCCAGUAGAUUACCCGUGCUGCAGUGCUGAUUGGGUCCUCACCUUGUUGUAGGAGAGCUGACAACAUGUACCAGCCAGCAGCAACUCCCAUGCUAACAGGCUUCUCCCCCGUGGGUAUGUAGCACCUCUGGAGUCGCUCGAUGAAGAAGAGGAUGCUGGCGAGGCCUGUCGUGUUAGCCGGGAUGCGCCGGUAACAGAGCUGUGUCCGUUGGGGUUGUGUAGGCAAGCAUCUUCUUGGCAAGAUCCUCGUAGGUGGCCGCAAACAGUUUACGGCUGUGGGAUGAGAACUUGUCUUGUGAAUGUGACGUUGGGAGGAGGGAAGCACAGGGGAGGAGGAGGACGAGGAGGAAGAGAGUGAAGAGUCACAAGAGGAGGAGGAAGGUGGAAAGAAAGAGGAAGGAGAGGAGGAGGAGGAGGAGGAGGAGGAAGAUGGAGAAGGAAAGGAGAAAGAUAAGAAGGAAGGCAAUGUAGAAUGGAGGCGUCCUUGGUUUAUGUUCAGUAAAGCCCCGUAUUCUUGUCAUGGCAAUGUACGAGAAUGUAGAAUGGAGGCGUCCUUGGUUUAUGUUCAGUAAAGCCCUGUAUUCUUGUCAUGGCAAUGUAGAAUGGAGACGUCAUUGGUCACAUACUGUUCUAAUGUAUGUGCACUUGCCACGCUGUUCACCAGGCAAAAGGCGUUGCAGAAAGAGCGCGAGAUCACUGUGUUGUGGGAGAAGGACAGAGUCCCUUAGUGGUCAGCUGGUGACGGUCCACAACCACAGCCACUUUGAAGAGAAUGGCCUGAGCCACGACCACCUUGCUCAAGAAAAUAUCACGUUGACAGAGCUGAUUAAACAACUAGAAGAUAAGCUCAAACUUUCAAAGGACUGUCUGGACCACCUCCCCGCGCUCUCCCAGGGCCAUGCUAAUAUCUGACACCCUCCGAGACACCUGCAAGUGAGGCUCUUCCUCUUCUAGCACUGUCUGGACCACCUCCCCGCGCUCUUCCAGGGCCACGCUAAUAUCUGACACCCUCCGAGACACAUGCAACAGCUGACUCAAGUUCACCUUCUCCAGCAGCUGACUCAAGUUCACCUCCUCUAGCAGCUGACUCAAGUUCACCUCCUCUAGCAGCUGACUCAAGUUCACCUCCUCUAGCAGCUGACUCAAGUUCACCUCCUCUAGCAGCUGACUCAAGUUCACCUCUAGCAGCUGACUCAAGUUCACCUCCUCUAGCAGCUGACUCAAGUUCACCUCCUCUAGCAGCUGACUCAAGUUCACCUCCUCCAGCAGCUGACUCAAGUUCACCUUCUCCAGCAGCUGACUCAAGUUCACCUCCUCUAGCAGCUGACUCAAGUUCACCUCCUCCAGCAGCUGACUCAAGUUCACCUCCUCUAGCAGCUGACUCAAGUUCACCUCCUUCAGCAGCUGACUCAAGUUCACCUCCUCCAGCAGCUGACUCAAGUUCACCUCCUCCAGCAGCUGACUCAAGUUCACCUCCUCCAGCAGCUGACUCAAGUUCACCUCCUCCAGCAGCUGACUCAAGUUCACCUCCUCCAGCAGCUGACUCAUGUGUGGUGGAGUGGCUGAGGCAGUGGCAGCAGUCGGGGUUGAGUGUGGUACACUCAACCUGCUGAGAGAGAGAGAGAGAGAGAGAGAGAGAGAGAGAGAGAGAGAGGGGGGGGGGGGAAGGGAUCUCGUGACAAGACACUGAAGGAGGCGGUGAUGGUCUGAAAGGUGGAAUUAAUAUAUAACUCGUAAGAUUGGGUUGGAUACGAAAGGAUUAGAUUGGGUAGGUGUGAUUAGGUUGGUGAGAUGUUGAUGAACAGGUGACGUAGUUAAUUAAGAGAUGAAUAUGCUGACCAGAUCUGAGGUUAUUUGCAUGUCCUGGUGAAAAUACGCUUAACUAAUUGGCGAGAGUGUUAAGCUGCAAAGGUGAUUAGACUGUAGGUAGCGUAAUUAAGCUUGUCAGGAGAGAGAAGGCACAACCCACAUCCGCGUAGACCUAUACAUGUCCAUAACCCACGCCCACACGCACGCCUACGCACUCACACGCGCCCACGCACUCAUCUUAUGCCCACCGACUCACGCCCGCGCCGCCCACCACCUCACACACAUAAUCUAUUUAUAUAUUUAUCUCUCUGUGCUUUCACAUGGGUAAUGCAAGGCUGAGGUUACCGUAUCGUGCACCACUGAAGAGGUUGAAGUGGGUGUGAGGCUUAUUACUGAAUAAAUGUGCGUGAGCCUGUACUUCACUGAGUGCACUUGGUCAUGAAACAAUGGUGGACGAAAUCAUGCUGCUGCUGUGUUCCUCGGGGUGGGUAAUUGACAUAAGCAUCUAACUGAGAACCACCAAAUAUUAAUACGGCCUAAGGAAAACAUUUUUUUUUCUUUUUAUUACGAAUAUCUUGUCUUCCUGCUGUUACAGCUGAGGCAGGGGAAGAGGGGACAUAUGACUACUAAAUACUACGAUAGUCAGGUUAAAUAUCAAAGCAAUAUAACAGAAGAAUGGUAUUUAGACGAGACACUGGACCGACCACCACCACCACCACCACCACCUCCUUUUAGCUGAUUGAACAUUUUCGUAAUUUUCUCUUGAAAUUUCCUUUACACCAUCUGGCAACACAGGCGGGACCCGAGGUGAUUGUGCGGGAAAGCGCGAUUCUUCCUGUAAGCGUGGUGCUCACAGGAUAACAUGAAGCUCAAGGUGAAGACAGCGGUACACGAAUACGCUGCCAAGUAGAGAGAGGAGUGACAACAAAAACUGGACUCACUGACUCAAAAAAGCCAUGAAGGUUAUGACUCCAUCGCCACCAACUUCAGCCUCGCGGUGGCGGCCAGUAAGGAAUGGCAGCGUGGCGUGGAUGCUGUUGAUCGCUUGGCUAGUGAAGGUGCUAGAGGCUGGAGUGCCAGCAUCAGGAUCACGCCUUUCUGAGAUCAUAAUGGCAACACCACACCCGAAGACUCCUAUCAUCACUACCACUCGGCCCUCCCUCGAGCCAUCAGCCCUGCCUACAGGUCGGCCGCCUCCCCUCCACACUCCUGACGGGUACCUACAGUUGACCGUUACGUCUUCUGCGCACCUUCUGUUCUUGUCAGUUAACGAUAACGUGGUUAUGCAAGUAAGUACAACUCGCGCUAACGUGUCCACUGCACAUGAUCAUUACACUGCAUGGGAACAAACCUCGGGACUUUACGUGUUCGUCCUGCACCCGAGCGACGGCCGCGUCAUGCUGCAUCGAGUGCUGUCCACUGCCAUCUUUGGCGAGGGCCUCGAGGUGCCGAGCGUUUUCGCCUCCCUCACGCCUGGACACAUCUUAGUACUCGCCAUCAAGAAUGACGCUGCCCAGAAUUUAAGUAAGAAGAGCCGCCUCUUGCUGUAUCGCCUCGGAGUGCUCAGUGUGGGUACCCUGGACAAGCGAGAGUACCUGGCAUGGGUGGGCAUCAUCGGGGGUCCGACGUGGGCUGAGGCGCGCACCCUGGACGCUGAGGUAGAGCUGGGCAUGGUGUGGUCCUCGGGCGUGACUCUGGACGUGCUGGUGCCUCGCGUCCUGCACGACAGUUCUUGCUUGGGAGAAAGGCGAGGCAUUCGUGAGACAGCCAGGGCUCGUUUCUGCAGCUUAUACGAUGGCUAUGGUAGCUUGUGUUCCUGUCCCAAACCCGCCCCUCUUGUGUAUGAGCCCCCGGAGUUAGAGGAUAACACCAUCACGGACGUGCCCUUGCUCAUCCUGGCCAGCAACAGACCCAACUAUUUGUACAGGAGCCUGGUGACGGUGUUGCGUCAGGCGGGGGCAUCCAGGGACAGGAUUCUCGUGUUAGUAGACGGACAUUAUCAGCAGGUGGUCGAUCUGUUGAAUCUCCUCCAAGUCCAGUAUGAGGUGCGGACUGCAUGGGGCGUGACGGUAGGUGCUAGGAUCUCAGAUCAGUACCGCUAUGCUCUUAGCUUCGUGUUCCGCCGCUUCCCCCACGCACCCAAAGCCAUCCUGCUGGAGGAGGAUCUGAUAGUGGCGCCGGACUUCUUCAGUUACUUCAACCAGACGGCGUGGCUGCUGGACGCAGACCCUUCUUUAUGCUGCGUGAGUGCCUGGACGGAUCUGGGUGGCUUGCACACGGCGCACGAUCCCCGCCUGCUGCGCCGCGUGGAGGUACUGCCGGGGCUCGGGUGGAUGGUGGGCCGCAGCACCGCUCUCCACCUGCUCUCCAUGUGGAUGUCCCCAGAUCAGAACCAUGACUGGGAUAUAUGGAUGCGACAACCUGAUGUCCUCGGGGGGCGGGAGUGUGUCAUGCCUGAUGUGUCUCGCACCUUCCACAUCGGGUUCAUGGGCUCGCACGCUGCUGGCCUUCUUCACACUGCCUUCUUUGCCUAUAAGCCCGUGCCCGUCCUUCCAUAUGUGCCUUUGCUUAAUGUACACAGGCUGCAGCAGAGGGAAUACGAGGAGGACAUCUACAAGUUGCUGGACGGUGAGGUGUUUCUGCUGCAGCCUGGCCUUCACCCGUGCCAUCCGGACUACCUGCCUCGGAACUUGACGGAGCACCCUGUUGUGAUUUUUGUGGAGAUGACGAUGCCUGGAGACUUCUUCGCCUGGCAGUUCCUAGCACGGUGUCUAGGCGUCUGGGACCUGGACACGCGGGCUCACCACCGGGGACUCUUCCGAUUCUUCUUCUACGACACAGAAGUCUUGGUCAUUGGUUACCCCUUCAGUGACUACAGCUUCCUGAAGCCGUCUUGGCUCAACAUGCUGGAGGUGAACAAAACGGAGGAAGUGGAGAAGCUCAAUCUUAUGCCCCUGACGCAUCGCGCCCGCUUUAGGAGGCCCGCCUUGGAGCGUGACGUGCCCUUCUUGGACGUGCCCACACCUGUCUUCUGAGCGCCUCCUCUAGCCACCGAUGUUGCCUUAUGCAAUGUGGGGGCCUCAUGGUGCGACUUCCAUGCAUAUAUUACCUCGUUUCACGCGCCUGUGUGACUUUCUGCUCAGAACUGAAGAGACUAAAGAAGCAAGUAGGCUGUUGGACAAGGCUGUGCAUAGCGUAGAUCUCAAUUAUUAUGUAUCAUGAGUUCUGCAAGAAUUAUAUAUAGUAUGAGCCGCAGUCUUAAGACAAGGAUGCUUAGAUGGUAGCAAUAAACCACCCAUAGGAAAACAUUAUUUUACUAGCGAGUAAGUGAAAGAUGUUAUUUUAUUGCUAAACUUACCUGCUCUGUAGCAAGCUGGUCAGGAAGCACUGACAAGGAGUAUUAUUGACUCUGCCUGAGGGAAGUGCAGCCAUGUUUGUACAUACGUCCUAAGUGCUGAGAGCUGGAUUCUUUGUAAUUUAUCGUAUCAUCGAAAUUGAAUACAUUUGUAAUGGAACAAUAAUGUCUUGAAGUCACGCAUUUUCAUGGAUUAUCAUUUAUACCAGAGUGAAUUUGUUCAAGCCAAGAGUUCUUGCUGCAGGAACAAGACUACAUAAAACGGGAACAGGAAUCUAAGAGAGAGAACCAGUCCACGUUAAUGUUGUGGUAUAUUCCAUUCAAUAUACCACGAGUGAGUGAGGAAGGCAAUGAUGGUGGGGGUUAGGGGAGAAGGAGGGUUGGGAGACAGAGAAUAAGAUGGAGAGACGUAAUAAGGAAUGAUAUAAACAAGCUGGGAGUGCAAGAUGAUGGAAUGGAUAGAAACAGAUGGAGAAGGAUAACUCGAGCGGCUGACCCUGCAAUACAGUGUGAUUAAGGUCGUAUGAAGAAGAAGUGUGCUGUGUGCCUGCAGCUGUUCUGUGAGGUGGGACGUACUACCCAACGACAGAGACGCUUUGCAGAGUGAGGGCCGGUGGUGCGACCCUGACUUAGGCUAUAGUGUAGUAGUGUGCCUCGUGUACUGCGGUACUGCUCUGUGUGGGCAAUAAAGGCAGGAAUGCUA